Molecule: messenger RNA, 1572 nt
Organism: Xiphias gladius (swordfish)
Lineage: Eukaryota; Metazoa; Chordata; Actinopteri; Istiophoriformes; Xiphiidae
Gene: nphs2
Product: NPHS2 stomatin family member, podocin
Exons: 8
Coding region: 262-1386 (374 amino acids)
Cellular component (GO): plasma membrane
Source: RefSeq, a predicted model, not a curated record
AGAAAAGAAAAAACUCGCACGGAACUCGCCCGAGCUUCGUGUGUCCCGUCCAGGGCAAAUGUUCUGAUCAGCACAGUAAUGCGUUAGAGCUGGACGAUAUGGUUACAGUAGACGGCAGCACCAGUGACUCCAGUUUAAACCUCCAGCCAGAAGAAGCAACUCAUAGCAGUAAAAGCUACAGAGUUUUUCCUUCCUCACUGCUUUCUCCUAAAAAGAAAACCCUCCACUUCUAGGCUCUUUACUGCAGAGCCUCCAGCCAGUAUGGAGAUAUCCUCAAAUGUCCACCCCAGUCACCUGCCAAGAUCCAGAAUAACUCCCAGGAAGGAGAAUGAGAGGGGAACCAUGGUGCCUCCCAGAAGUCACCGACAAAGGGCAUCGAAGGCAGGCCAGCUCCCUGAAGCACCAUCAGCGAGGAAAGAGAGGCUACAGAAGGAGAAACCAGAGACGAAUGAGGUGAAGGUAGAGCAGGAGACAAAAGUGAAGUUGAAACCCACUGUGGUGGACAUAGAUAGUGUGAGAGAUGAUGAGGCCAAGGAGGAGGACCUGGGGCUCCUGGAAGCAGCGGCGCAGGAAGACGGUUUGAAGCGCAAGAACCUGGGCGUGUUUGAGUGGCUGCUGAUGGUCUUUGCCUUGGCUCUGAUUCUCCUCUUCCUCCCUCUGUCCAUCUGGUUCUGUGUGAAAGUAGUGAGGGAGCAUGAGAGAGCUGUGAUCUUCAGACUGGGUCACCUACUGCGUGGAAGACCCAGAGGUCCAGGCCUUCUUUUCUACCUCCCACUCCUUGAUGUGUGUCACAAGGUUGACAUCCGACUGAAAAUGCUGAAGGUCCCUCUUCACACGGUGGUGACAAAGGACAUGGUAAGGCCAGAGCUGAGUGCGGUGUGUUAUUACCAGAUAGAGAACGUGGCUCUGUGCAGCUCAGCUCUGUCCAGUCUGACCACAGUGUUGCAGACUCUGGUCCAGGCAGCGGUCAGAGACGUCCUCGCCCAACACACAUUAAGCCACAUCCUGCUGCACAGGAGGAGGAUCGGUCUGCAGAUACAAGCAGCUGUUGACUCUGUUGCUUGUCGCUGGGGCAUCCGGGUGGAGAGAGCAGACCUAGACGACCUCAGUUUUCCUGUGGAGUUACAACAAAGUCUGGCUGCUGAGGCUGAGGUCAAGAGACAACAGCAGGCCAGAGUAAAAGCAGCAGGAGGAGAGACAACUGCCUGGGAGGGGCUCAGGGCCUCCUUCCGUCACCUCCAUCCUGCCUUGGUCCUUCCAUUCCCCCCAGAUCUCCUCAGUCUGACCUCUGACAACUCAUCUCUACCUCCACCUCCUCCUCCUGCUGUGGAAGAAGAGGGAGGAAUGACAGAGGAGGAGCCGGAAACGGACUCACCAAUGAUGUGACAGACUGUCAACAGAUACAUUUUUAUCAUCAUUAUUAUUUUCAAUAAACAUCGAAAAUUUUAGGAGAUUUUAACCAUGUGUUCAAGACAAAACAUCUCAAGCCAAAUGAUUGUUUAUUUGAGCACAAGAGAGAUGUGAGUUUAACAGAAAAGUUUUUUUCUUCAAGCAAAGUCAGUGCUUGGAAUU